Messenger RNA from Lasiosphaeria miniovina, 1078 nucleotides. RefSeq lists its product as uncharacterized. The coding region runs from base 519 to 998 and encodes 159 amino acids. NCBI's taxonomy places the organism in Eukaryota, Fungi, Ascomycota, Sordariomycetes, Sordariales, Lasiosphaeriaceae. The record is from RefSeq and is a predicted model, not a curated record. The transcript has 2 exons.
GUCCGACACAUUCUAACAUCAUCCCAUUGUAGAACCCAAACUAAUGACCACAUCAAACCAUCGACUAAUCUGUAACCCUCUACCAACCUCCUGAGCCUUUUGCAAGUGUUUCGAGAUCAGCCUCGAGUAGCUGGCAGAGCUGUAUCUUCAACACCUUGCGCCUUUCGAUCGAACCCUUAGCAAAAAUGGCUGGCCCGAGGGGUUCGGCUCCUGCUCCGCUCGUGUGCCGUUUGUGUUCGAAUAAGUACUAGUUCAACCUCGACGGCGAGAUAGUCACCAUUCUCUGUGAGUUACCCCCCGCGGGGGAGCCGUAUAAAGCCAUAUCCUAUGUUUGGCAGACCGAAGGGGCCCUGCUGGCCUUGACCUACCAAUCAUGUAAGAAGACAAAGAAAGCUCCAAUUCGAAAUGCGUCAAGGCUUUAGAACUUGCUCGAAUGCGCCCGAGGCCUUCCAACCUAGCUCGAUUCCCUGUCUAUUGAUCAACACAGCAAAGAGGAUAAAUGCCUUCAACUUCCCGUCAUGGGAAAGAUAUACCAAUCUGCGACAUCUGUCUCAGUCCUGCUUCCCAACGAAGAUAGACGCGCUUAUACCGCAUUGGGACGGCUCGAGCAAGCGACAGCUCAGUUAAUGGCCCAAUAUGUGGAGUUGGACGUGGCAUCCGGUAAACAUGUCUCCGUAGGCGUCCUCGAUUCCGAAUGCCUGCCGAAGGUCGCCGAAUACGCCUACUUCUUUCAGCAAUGGCUUGACUCAGCGAACCUGUCGACUUACUGGCGGAGGGCGUGGACCUUCCAAGAAUGGAUCAUGGCCAAAGAAAUCGACGUGUUGUGGGAACGUCUUGAUACUACCAACCAGGGACCCAAAACCCUCCCUAGCAUUAAAACAUUGAUCCUUUCAGGAACUGGGAUUAUCUGGCAUUUCAAUUUGCUUCGUCAGUUUGAACACUAUGGGGAAAACCGUGGCUGGCACAGGAUUUUGCGCCGGCAAGUUUCCGACCUCUAGAAGAUAUGGCCAGAAGCCAUUUCCCAUUGGACAAUCUACCAGGUUACCUAGAGGAGUCUGGGAAAUUCCCUUCACUUCCA